CUCUCCUUUAACGCUUCAAGAAUUUUCGAUAAGGUUGAGAGUGUUCUUAAUUGAUUAAUAAUCAAGAAAUUUCCUCUUGGUUGUCAUUUUGCUUAAAUAUUUACCUUCAGAAUAAUGUUAUAUUCAUUAACCUCUAUUCUUGUUUUUCUGUAUUUCACCCCUGAUUUCGGAACGGGAAAUUCUGUGUUUCAUAAAUUUGAAAAAUUUGAAAAUUCACAAUUGGAUCCCAGUUUAAGUUAUAAAUCAGUAGAAUGGAAUGCAGAUUUUGAUUAUGUUCCAAGUCUUUAUGUUUGUCUUACUGUAUGUGAUAAAGAGGAAGGAUGCAGAGCUGUUGAUUAUGAUACUUCGAAUAAGAAAUGUAACUUAAAAAGAGCAUUUUAUGGUAUAGUCUCAAGUGGUCCGCAGAAACAAGUCUAUGCUAAAGUUCAUAAAGUCACCGAAUUUAAACUUUAUGAGAAUUCUGAAGAAGCUCCAGAUUUCCCUCUAGAAUCUUUAAUCUUUAAUUCUACCUUCCUAAACGGAACAACACUAGAAUACUGUCAGCAAAUGUGUAAUAUUGAUACAUUAUGCAAAGCAAUUUCGUUUUACUCUAGUACAAAUAUAUGUUAUUUUAAGAGUAAUUUUAUGGGAAAAGUGGAGAGUCCAGGUUGCAGUUUAUACGUGAAAAAAGAAAUUUCAUAUCAAUAUAGAUUGUUUGAAGAUUCAAUUCCAAUUCCCAGUCUACCGUUCACAUCUAUAAAGUGGGCGUCAUCUUCGCGAAAAGUUGAAAAUGUUGAAAGUUGUCUUCUUCAAUGCAACGAAGAUAUUAUUUGCAAAGCAAUUGAGUUUAAUGUUGAAAGUAUGGUUUGUAAUUUAAAAAGUGGCUUUUUUGGCAAAAACUUUUCUUCCGGCCAUAAUACGUACGUUAAACUAGAAAAAGAUUUAAAAUAUAACCUUUACGAUAAUUCUAUUGUUAAAGAUGAUAUACCUUUUACACCUUCAGUAUGGCAAUUGUCAAACCAAAAAGUUCCAGACAUAAGCAUAUGUCUGGAUAUUUGUAAUAGAUACGGAGAGUGCAAGUUUGAAAAAUUCAAUUUUCGAAUAGUCUAUUGAAUACUAUUUAUAAAACAAUUUCCUUCAGAGCAAUUGUAUAUGACAGCGAAACAUUACUGUGUUCCUUAAAAAGUGCCUAUUCUGGAAAAAAGUAUAAAGCUGGACAUAGAUUGAUAGUAAAAGCACAAAAGAGUAAACAUAAAUAUAUUAACCGUAUCACAAUUAAAUUCUUUCAAAUUAACAGUACAGAAUUUUCAAUUUAUUGAAAAUUCAGCUAUGGUUCCUAACAAUCCAUAUGGUUCUUUUAUUUGGGGACAACAUUUUAAGAAUGUUACUAAUGUUGAAGAAUGUCUUGAAGUAUGUUCAACCGAGGUUUUAUGCAGAGCAUUUGAAUUUCGAAAGGCCGAGAAAAUCUGCUUUUUAAAGAAGAUAUAUGCUGGAAAAACGAAUAGUAUGGCAUUCGAUAUAUAUUUUAAGUUUGAAGCUGAUGAAAAUCGAUGUGAUUAAUUAUUAUUGACAUAAAUUUAAUACAAGCCAUAGUAUACCUUGGAAAUGAUUAUUCAACAAAAAAUCUGUGAAAUUUGUCUAUACACACAAUGUAAAACGCUUUCACAACACUGAAUAUUUAUCUAGACAGUAAAAGCUUAAAUAGAGUUAAAUUAAAGGAAGUAGAAAUUCUUUAAAGCACCCACUGUCCCCUACUGUCAAAUGUGUGAAUACAGAGUAUUUGGAAGAAAAUUCACAAUGAAAUGCUCAAUCUGCUUUCAUCAAUUCAAUUAUCAUAAAAAUUGCAUUUCAAGGAAUAUUAACCUUUAUUAUUAUAUCAUUCAUAUUUAUUUCUAUAAAGUAGUCCGCAUAAAAAUUGGAACACCAUAAAUUUUGAUAGGCCGAACAUUAUUCUAUUUUUUUCUGUCUUAAAUAUUAGAUUAAACAUAGGAAAAGAGUAAAAAUGUUUGGCAAUGAAGAC
Messenger RNA from Dimorphilus gyrociliatus, 1999 nucleotides. The record is from the annotation of a GenBank genome assembly. NCBI's taxonomy places the organism in Eukaryota, Metazoa, Annelida, Polychaeta, Dinophilidae.